Molecule: messenger RNA, 306 nt
Organism: Lolium perenne
Lineage: Eukaryota; Viridiplantae; Streptophyta; Magnoliopsida; Poales; Poaceae
Product: pathogenesis-related protein 1-like
Source: RefSeq, a predicted model, not a curated record
AUGCCCUUCAACAUCAUAAAGAAGAAGGUCGAGUUCCACGAUGUGGACAAGUGCGAGUGCAAAUACACCAUAGAGUGUGACGGCAUUGACACGUCCACGUGGAACAUCAAGAUGAAGCCAACGUCCAAUGGUGGGAGUAUGGCAAAGGUGGAAUGCAAAUCCAAGGGCGUGGAGGGGAAGGACAUGAUGCUCAAGGCCAAGGACUCUGCUGCCGAAAUGUUCAAGACUGUUGAGGCCUAUCUCAUCGCCAACCCAGACCCCUACAACUAAGUCAGCAAAGAGGGAUCAUCCAUAAUGAUGGUGCUU